Molecule: messenger RNA, 3402 nt
Organism: Leptidea sinapis
Lineage: Eukaryota; Metazoa; Arthropoda; Insecta; Lepidoptera; Pieridae
Gene: Sur-8
Product: leucine-rich repeat protein soc-2 homolog
Exons: 1
Coding region: 323-2014 (563 amino acids)
Molecular function (GO): protein binding
Source: RefSeq, a predicted model, not a curated record
UAGUAAUUCGAUAUUUUGCGUUUUUGUUGUUUUGUAACAUUUUUGCUGGUGAUUUAUUGAAUAGUUGUUCUUACCUAAUAAAAAACGUUUACUAUUAUUCCUCAUAGUAUAUUGUAGAUAUAGUUACUUUGUUUUUAUGAACAUAACUUAAAUAAGUGAUUAAAAACUGAUAUUGCGAAUUGGACCUUUGAUUGUAUCGAUUGUUUUCACUCAGCUCUGAAAAUGACGGUGUAAUUUAUAAAAUAAAAUCAACAAACCUUGUGUGUUUAAUAUUCCUAACGGGAUAUAGAAAACAGAAGUGGCGUGCCUUGAGAACUGCGGAAUGAAUAUCGACAAUUCAUCAAGAGAAAAUUCGGAAUCACUGGAUUGUAUAGGAACGGAAGGCCCAAGGGAAAAAUAUAAUAUGAGAGAUAAAAAAGUUACCGUAGCAAAUGCCGAGGGCGCACGUCCCAAAGUUGUCACCGUUAAGCACCCUGAAUCAAAUAAGCCUAAACCAACUGCCAAGAAAAACAAACCCAUUCAAGCUGAUCUUGAUGUUAUCAAGGAGUUCAUCAGAUGUCGUGAUGAAGGAGUGAAAAGACUGGAUCUCAGUAAGUCAUCAAUAACCUCUCUGCCUCCUAAUGUUAGAGAUUUGACCCACCUUGUUGAAUUUUAUUUAUAUGGGAACAAAUUGGUAGCCCUUCCUGCGGAAUUUGGUUGUUUAACCAAUUUACAAACACUGGCAUUAAAUGAAAAUUCCCUCACAAGCUUACCAGAUUCACUUGCAAAUCUUAGAUCGCUUAAGGUACUUGACUUAAGGCAUAAUAAGUUAAGUGAUAUACCAGAGGUUGUAUAUAAAUUGACAUCUUUAACAACAUUAUUUCUGAGAUUUAAUAGAAUCAGAGUUGUUGGUGAUGGCAUAGCUAACUUGACAAACUUGACAAUGUUGAGUCUAAGAGAAAAUAAAAUCAAGGAAUUGUCAUCUGGGAUUGGUAACCUAGUGAACUUAGUAACAUUUGAUGUUUCUCAUAAUCAUUUGGAGCAUUUGCCUCAAGAGAUAGGUAACUGUAUAAAUCUUUCAACCUUAGAUUUGCAACACAAUGAGUUACUGGAUAUACCAGAUUCAAUUGGUAAUCUACAGGUUCUAACUAGAUUGGGACUGAGAUAUAACAGACUGACAUCUAUACCUGCUACAUUAAGCAACUGCGUACAUAUGGAUGAAUUCAAUGUUGAAGGAAACUCAAUAUCUCAAUUGCCAGAGGGCCUUCUCUGUAGUCUGAUAGAACUGACCAAUAUCACUCUGUCCAGGAACUCAUUUUUCAGUUACCCAUUAGGUGGACCUGCUCAAUUCACAAAUGUAUAUUCCAUAAAUCUGGAACAUAAUCAGAUUGACAAAAUUCCGUAUGGGAUGUUUACAAGAGCUAAAAACCUUACAAAAUUGAAUAUGAAAGAGAACAUUCUGACAUCUCUCCCCUUGGACCUUGGAACUUGGGCUAAUAUGGUAGAGCUGAAUCUAGGAACAAAUCAGUUAACAAUACUGUCUGAUGAUGUGCAGUGUCUUCAGAAUUUGGAAGUGUUGAUCCUGUCUAACAAUUUGCUAAAGAGAAUCCCACCAAGCAUUGGAAAUUUAAGGAAGCUGAGAGUGCUUGAUCUGGAAGAGAACAAAUUAGAAGUUUUGCCAAAUGAAAUUGGAUGCCUGCAAGAGUUGCAGAAGCUUAUAGUUCAGUCAAAUCAAGUGACAUCAUUACCCAGAUCAAUUGGGCAUUUGGCAAAUCUUACAUAUUUGAGUGUUGGAGAAAAUAAUUUGCAAUACAUACCUGAAGAAAUUGGCACACUGGAAAACCUAGAAACAUUAUACUUGAAUGAUAACCUAAAUCUUUGCAAUCUGCCAUUUGAGUUAGCUUUAUGUGCAAACUUACAAAUCAUGAGCAUUGAAAAUUGUCCAUUGACAUCAAUACCACCUGAAGUUGUAUCUGCUGGGCCAUCACUUGUUAUUCAGUACUUGAAGUCACAAGGUCCAUACAGAGCUAUGUGAUAUGAGGAUGAUGAAUGUAAACCUUCGACAUCAGGCUCCGAUGUUAAAUAAUUUUUAUUUAUUUUAGUGUAUAAACUUUUUUUUACCUUCUUCCAAGAUUCCACUGAUAGUGGUAAGAUUAUGAUGUUUAUUUUUGCUUAUUUUUUCAAAUUCAUUAUUUUGUUUGCAUAAGUUGAGUACUAUUUUAUACUAAGAUCUCAGUUCAAUUUGUUUCAAAUACCAUAAAAGGGUUAAAAUAUGUCUAGCAUGAUAUGACCUUCUCUCAUGGAAGGAUGGAACAGGGAUGGAACCUUGCCAUAUAUAUAAUAGUCUGUGUGAUAUCAGCAGGCAGUUGUCCCUAUCAAUAAGGUUCUUAACUGGUUAUUUUUUGAUUGAGUUAUACAUAUGAUAUUAUUCAAAUUUCAUUCUAUGGAGUGUUCAUUAUAUUGUCAAAUCUUUACUUAAGAACCCUAAUAAUAAUAUCAAUGUUACUUUGUAGGCGUAAAAUUCAAUGUGAACAAAAAAUAAUAGUAGAUAAUAUCAUUAUAGUAUCAUAUAAUUACAAAGAAAAUAUACAAAAAAACAUUGAUGUGUAGUUGUGUAUCUGUUAUUAAAUUUCAUCUCUUUCACUCAUAUGGAAAGUUAAGCCAAUACUAUGUGGUAUUAAACAUGUUCGAUAUUUCUCUACUGAAUGUCUAUCCCUCUUUCAUAUAAUCUUAUGGCAUAUUGUGCCAUUACUGUGGAGUUAAAACAUUUUGUGACUACAUGUAAUCAUUGUUAGCAUAUUAACACACCUAUGUUUUGAAUUAAAUGUAAUCUAUGCAUGUUUAUUAUGAUGUUAUAAAUGUAUACAAUGCUUAAUCAAUAUUGAUAUAUAAAUGUUUUCUUAAAAAAAUUGUAAAAAUAAUACAAAAAAUCUCCAGUGUUAAUCCAAUAAAAAUUCAAGCUAUGUGUCCCUUGAUUAUUAUUAUGAAUGUUUAAAAAACUGAUUACUAGUGUCAAAAUUACUUCUAAUGAUACUAUUAUGUAUAGAUGUAUGUUUCACACAUGGUGUGCCAUGAAUUAUAGUUGUAAGUUGUAUGAACAUUUAUAGUAUAGGAUAAAAUCCAUGUUUACUGAAUGUCAAAAGCUUUUAGGAUCUCAUGGUUUCCAAUAUUUUAUAUAGGACUUGAUUUUAUAGUAUUAUUGUGGCUUGAUUUUAUAAUAUAUAUCCUCAGUAGAUAAUAAUUAUUAUAGAAAUGAAGCAAAACUGUGUUGUAUUAUGUGGCAUUUACUAUUCUUAUGUUUUUCAUAUUAAGAUUUUUUGACUGUGUCUGGGAUAACUUUGUCCUUUUUUUUUUUUAUAGUUACAUAGUACCUAAUAAUUACUUUUUAACAUUUAUUAAAGAUUGAUGUUGUCUUGAUAGAAA